GACCGCUUCUUCUUCUCUUGUCAAAGGCAUUAGCUCUCGAGUGUUGGUUGUCGAUUUCGAUGCCCCAAUCUGGCACCUGGGUACUGUUUCCCGAGCUCCACCCUGAUUCUUUUGGUUGCUCUAUCUCGUUUUUUUCGUCGCGGAAGCCAUUGAUGUGAAAGCUCCGAUAACUUGUGAAUCGAUGCGUGGUUUUUAGUUUCUUCCUUACUUAGCCGCUAAUCGGAUUUUUAGGGUUCUUUACAAAGUCUGCCACUUUGAAUUAGAUGCGUUACCAAGAUAUAGACACUGCUUAAAGCUUGCUAUUAGUUAGAAUUCAGAGCCAUGUCCUUCAAGAGUCUCAUUCAAGACAUGAGAGGAGAGCUUGGGAGUAUUUCUAGAAAGGGAUUCGAUGUCAGAUUCGGCUAUGGUAGAUCCAGGUCUCAACGUGUUGUUCAGGAUACUUCUGUUCCUGUUGAUGCUUUCAAGCAGAGCUGCUGGGCUAACAUGCCUCCGGAGCUCCUCAGGGAUGUUCUGAUGAGGAUUGAGCUAUCCGAAGACACUUGGCCCUCUAGAAAGAAUGUUGUUUCUUGCGCUGGUGUCUGCAGGAACUGGCGUGAGAUCGUCAAGGAGAUUGUCAAAGUUCCUGAGGUUUCUAGCAAAUUGACUUUUCCUAUCUCCCUGAAACAGCCGGGUCCAAGGGGAUCACUUGUUCAAUGCUAUAUUAUGAGAAACCGCAGCAAUCAAACCUACUACCUAUACCUCGGGUUAAACCAAGCAGCAGCUUCAAAUGAUGAUGGAAAGUUCCUUCUUGCUGCUAAGAGGUUUCGGAGGCCAACUUGCACUGACUACAUCAUCUCCUUAAACUGCGAUGAUGUCUCCAGAGGAAGCAAUACCUAUAUCGGAAAGCUAAGAUCUAACUUUCUGGGGACCAAGUUCACUGUCUAUGACGCUCAGCCGACGAAUCCUGGAACUCAGGUUACCAGAACCCGUUCAAGCAGACUUCUCAGUCUGAAACAAGUGAGCCCAAGAAUUCCAUCUGGCAACUAUCCUGUAGCACACAUCUCAUAUGAGCUUAACGUCUUGGGUUCCAGAGGACCGAGGAGGAUGCAGUGUGUCAUGGAUGCCAUCCCUGCAUCAGCUGUAGAACCUGGAGGAACAGCUCCAACUCAGACGGAACUUAUCCACAGCAAUCUUGAUAAUUUUCCGUCUUUCUCCUUCUUCAGGUCGAAAUCAAUUCGUGCAGAGAGUCUUUCUUCUGGUCCAGCGUCUGCUGCUCAGAAGGAAGGACUGCUUGUCCUGAAGAACAAAGCGCCCAGAUGGCAUGAACAGCUCCAAUGCUGGUGCCUCAACUUCAAUGGGAGAGUCACUGUUGCUUCGGUCAAAAACUUUCAGCUGGUAGCUGCUCCUGAGAAUGGACCUGCAGGACCUGAGCACGAAAACGUGAUUCUCCAGUUCGGGAAAGUCGGAAAAGAUGUGUUCACAAUGGAUUAUCAGUACCCAAUCUCUGCCUUCCAGGCCUUCACCAUUUGCCUUAGCAGUUUCGACACCAAGAUAGCAUGUGAAUGAUUUCCAACAAACCGUGUGACUCCGGGUUUAUUUAGUUGUAUCAUGUUGAAAGAGAAGACUGGUUUGGCCUCGUCUUAGAAGUGUGUGUACAUAGUUUCAAAAGUCUUGGCAAGUCCAUACAAAAAGAGAGAGUCAAGAAUCGAAGACCGUAGAUUAUGUUUGUUGUUGUUGUUGCAUUGUGUUGCUAGUGAUUGUAGUUUCAGACUAUGAUUUCAUUUCUCUGAUAAUUAAUUUGAUCGUGUUUU
Messenger RNA from Arabidopsis arenosa, 1790 nucleotides. Lineage: Eukaryota; Viridiplantae; Streptophyta; Magnoliopsida; Brassicales; Brassicaceae. The record is from the annotation of a GenBank genome assembly.